CGGCUCUUCCCGCCCCGCGCGGCUCGGUGGUGACGCGGUGAGUCAGUGAGCGGAGAGUCCGGCCGCCCUUCGCUGGGAGCUGGCGCGCGAAAUCUGUUCAGAGGUUAUGGAUGACAAGCCCAGUCCUGGAGCCGUAAGUGAGAGUUCAGAACAUCUCUUCUCCUUUGGAGUUAUAGCAGAUAUUCAAUAUGCUAACUUAGAAGAUGGCUAUAAUUACCAAGGAACCAGAAGAAGAUACUACAGACACAGUCUUCUUCACUUGCAGGGUGCUAUUGAACACUGGAAUAGAGAAAGCAGUCCACCCUGUUGUGUCCUUCAGCUUGGAGAUAUCAUUGAUGGCUACAAUGCGCAGUAUAAAGCAUCAGAAAAGUCACUAGAACUUGUUAUGAACGUGUUCAAAAGGCUUAAAGUCCCAGUUCAUCACACGUGGGGAAAUCAUGAAUUCUAUAACUUCAGCAGAGACUAUUUAACAAACUCUAAACUGAACACAAAGUUUCUAGAAGACCAGAUUGAACACCAUCCGGAAACUGUGCCUACGGGGAGUUUUUACGCUUACCAUUUUGUUCCAUUCCCUAAAUUCCGGUUCAUUUUACUCGAUUCUUAUGACUUGAGUGUCUUGGGCGUGGACCAGUCCUCUCCAAAAUACCAGCAGUGUCUGAAGAUGCUGAAGGAGCACAAUCCAAAUAUGGAAUUGAAUAGUCCUCAAGGACUUUCUGAGCCUCAGUUUGUCCAGUUUAAUGGAGGAUUCAGCCAAGAACAACUGAACUGGUUGAAUGAAGUCCUUACAUUCUCUGACACAAACCAAGAAAAGGUGGUGAUCGUGAGUCCCCUACCACACCUCUGGCCCUGCUGCCUGGAUGAAAGCAAAGCCGAUGUAACAGGGACAAGUGUUAGAGAUACAACUGACAGUCAUCUUCCCAUUUACCCAGAGGCCUCUGACUCUGUGUGCCUGGCCUGGAAUUACAGAGACGCCCUCGCAGUCAUUUGGUCUCAUGAGUGUGUGGUGUGUUUCUUCGCCGGUCACACCCACGAUGGUGGCUACUCUGAGGAUCCUUUUGGUGUGCACCACAUCAACGUGGAAGGAGUCAUUGAAACAGCUCCGGACAGCCAGGCUUUUGGCACGAUUUAUGUCUAUCCCGACAAAAUGAUGUUGAAGGGGAGCGGCCGAGUUACAGACAGAAUUAUGAAUUACAGGAAGGAAAAACCUUUUCCACUUUUAGUCUGAUUUAUUUUAUCCAUAUUGAAAGAGGAGACUUAGCUUCAUGUUUGCGCUCCGUUACCCCACCCCUAACUCCUCUGUCUCAUUGUUUAGUAUUCUGUUGGUGUAACAAAAUGUAUUUAUGGCUUCAGGGUGUUUUGCUCAUAAGACAUUCUGAAGUCAUUUUGGAAUGUAUAUCCAGUGCUAAAAAUUGGAAAGAAAAUGAAUCAAAGUGCCAUGAAUGAACCAGGGAGGAGACCGGGCAGGGUGGGGGUGGGGUAUAGUCCUCAAAACAGACUUUAUUUUCGCCUUACCUGAGACUUUUAAAAAAUUUUUUACGAGGAGAAUAUGCUCAUUUACUAGCUAUGUAACUUAAAAUUCAUAAUAAAACUGCUCAGGUAAAGCUUUUCCUUCUAACCAUCCUGUGCAAAUGAGCUUUGGACAUUUUUUUGCUCAGAAUAGCCAUCAUAUUAUAUUUUUAUAAGCUUGUGUUCCUAUUUUGUAGACCCAAACUGUCAUGUUACUCCACAGGUGAAUGAAUGAAUGGUGCUCCCAUUCCCAUAAGUGAUGUGUGCCUCUCGUGUGAGACUAUAAGAAGGGCCUUCAGAGAAGUUAUGUGGCCAGUGCAGCUGUGUGCCUGUUUCUGGGGUCUGUUUGGGCCACCAGCUAGAGCUGCAUGAGGAUUGAUAGCAGCUAAAUGAAUUCACCCUUGACUCCCUUCGUAGAUAAAUGGGACGUGUUCAAUUCAGUUGUCAUGCUAAGGCUUAUUUGCAGAAACACUAUAUGGCAAAUGGGGACUGUUUGGAGUGUAGAGAAGGUUUGAUUAAGGGCUUAAAAACAGUAAGGGAUCAACCAAUGCUGAUCAACGUGAGUGUGCCUGCCCAACCCCUUACCUAGGCAGUACAGGUCUAUUUGUUUUCUAUGGCUGUGGUGACAAAUUACCACAGACUUGGUGGUUUAAGUAACAUAUUUGUUCUCUUAACAGUUCUGGAGUCAAAAGUCAGAAGUUAUUUUCACUGGGCUGGGAUCAAGCUGCUGUUAGGGCCAUGCUCCAUUUUGCUAUAUAAGGUAACAUUCCUAGGUCCUGGAGAUUAGGGCCUGGGUAUCUUUGAGGGGCAUUAUCCAGCCUACCUCCGAGGUGACUGAUGUACUCCCUGCAGUAACCAGCUGUAUAAUGGUGAGGAAACAGACCCCUACAUACAAGUGUGUGAAGAAUAUGGAGCAGGAAUUUCAUGUUGCUUGAAGGGAUUAGGGAUGACUUGAAGAAGGAAGAAGAAAGGGUUAAAUGGGUGUGGAAGUGCAUUUCAAGUAAACAGAAUAGCAUAAGCAGAGGCAUUGAAGGAUAUGCUGAGUUUAGGAGAUGCAAGUAAUGAUACGACGAUUCACCGAAAGGUGCCGAGUAAUAAAACAGGAAAAGGUUAGGCUAUGGCUGUGUGCAGAAGAGCCUUGAAUGACCAGCCCAGAGUUCAGACUUAUCUUGUCACACAGUGUGAGAACCCCAGGCUCCUGAGCUGGGCCAUAUAUGAUUAGAUUCGUGCUUCAGCCCAGGCAGUAGAUGAUGAGAGGCUGGUGUACAAGUCUCAGUGGGAAGAGAGAAGAUUGGGGGUGAGAAGACAUGUUUUGAUAGUAGAAAUAUUAAACUUACUGGUAAUGCUUCAAUUGAAAAGUAGAGUUUAAAAGUAAUUUCAGUAAUGCUCUUUUCUAAAGGCAGUACUCUACCAAAAGUUAGUUCCUUAAAUAUACUUACGGAGAUUUAAAAGGAGCUAUCAACUCACAUGUUCAGUGUGAUGUGGGAGAUGCAGAUAAAAUGAACGUGUAUCUUGGACAUUUUUUUUCAAAUUGGAACAUUAUUGACUUUUAAGCACAGAAUCAAGCAUGACUUGGAGGAUGGGUAGGUUCUAUAUAGAAUUUGCAAGUAAGUCCAUUUCCUCAUGUAUGACCUUAAUAAUUAUACAAAAAGGUAUAAAAGCCGUAACUGCUAUACAGACUAAAUGCACAUUGGAACACUGAAAUCCUUAAAGUAAAUUUCACUUUAAUCACUUUAAUGUCAACUAGAUUUUUUCCCCUUUUACAUUAUCUAAAUCUUGAUCAAGAAUUUCUGACUAUCCAGAGGCCAUUGUGUAAAAUAAAACACAUGUAUACCUCCUUAAACAAACAUUUAUAGAACACUUAAAUUGUAUUUAAGGUUAUAAGAAUAGAGACAAACUACCAGGCUCAUUUUCACUCUCCUGAGUUAUGAUUGGUGCUAAUACUUUUUGAUUGAAAUAUUUCCUACAUCUCGUGAAAUGGUGUCUUGAGUAGCCCAUGUGAAAAAGUUGCCAUAUAAACAGCAUUGACCAGCAGAAAUAUAAUGCGAGCCUCAUGAAUAAAGUAUUUUAGCAGUCACAUUUAAAACAGUAAAUAGAGGCUGGGGGAAGGUCAAGGGGAAAAAUAAAAAGACAAAUGUACUACUCUUUGUAAUAUUUUAAGCAAUAAAAAGAAGUUAAAACAGUAAAUAGAAACAGAUAAAAUCAACUUCCAAUACGUUUUAUUUACCCCAAUAUAUCUAAAAUAUUUCAAAAUGUAAUCGAUAUAAAAAUUUUACAUUUGUUAUACUAUGUCUUUAAAAUCUAGUGUAUAUUUUAUAAUUCAACCCAUGCAUUGGACACUAACUUCAUUAGAAAUACUUGAUCUAGUUUUAGAUAUAAAAUUUGCAGUAGGUUCACAUACUUACUCCAAGCAUGCUUAAAACAAGUGUUCCAAACAUUAUAAGCUUUCUAAUAGCUGAAUUGAUAAGUUUUUAAAUUAAAAUGGAAAAGAAAAUGUCCUCCGUCUAGACACAUUUCAAGUGCUCAGUGCACACGUGGCUGGUGGCUGCGGUAUUGGAGAGGACAGCUCUAACAUGGUCUCACCCCAGGGUUACUUUUGAAAUUCAUUUUUUUCAAAUGUGUAUAGACUUCAGUCUUAUUUUUUAUUUACAGUGUAAUUGAUAUUGUUUCCUUUUUGGUUCCAAAUUCCUUGAUCUAAUUUUCCUUUCUUUCCAAGACAUGCUUGCUUAUUUGUUUCAUCCGGGUCCUCAUUUAGUUCAUGGCACUGUACAGUUAAAUGUAAUGAGAUUAGGUCAGGGAGACAGUCCCCUCUUGAACCUCUACUUCUGUCAUAUUAACCAAGCCCCGCUUCCCUGUAUUUUAAUCAUGCGUAGUAGCCCUUUGUAAGCAAUUUAUAUUUUUAGAGUGCUCUCAUAAUAUCUAGUUUCCAACUUUGUAUAAGUAGAUCUAGUUUUAAUCCUGGUUUAUAGAUAAAGAAAGAACCACCAGGAGGUUUUUUAUAUUUCCCAAGUCACAUAGAUAGUGAGGAAGCUGAGUUAGAAUUCAUAUUUCUUAACUUUUUUUCAACUGCCUUUUGUACUACACUAUGACACAAUAGGGUGUCAGACCCCCGUCUCUUACUAGUCCCAUCCAACCCUGUAGUCAGCCUUAAAAAGUUCCUGGGAUUAAAAAAAUAAAAUCCAUGUUUAUAAAAAUUGAAUAUUCUCAUUUUGAGAACAGUAUUCUUCAUUUCAUUUAAAUGACUGUCUUGCAGUGAGUUGGCCAGGAGGAACGCAUCUCCUUGUUAAUAUAUAUGUAGAGCCAGGCAGUAAAUGGGAAAAGAGCAAUUACAGUGGCAACAACCAACUGAAUUCUCCCACCAACUGGAUUCCUAUAAAGACACAAAAAUUAUCAUAAGUAAAAAUCCAAUAAAAUUAUAGAUUACAUUGGAAACAAGUAUAAAGAUAGAAUUUGGUAAAACAUCAUUUUUUGUAUGGUCCUUUUUUAAAAUACUGAACUAUAACUUACUGAUUUUAUGAAUUUAUAUAUUAAUGCAAAUCCUGGUUUACAUGUGUUGCAAAUAGCUUUUCCCACUCAAUGAUGUCUUAGAUAAUUAUUUCAGGAACUGAAGUGAUUGUUAAAAUUUAUCUUUUCAUAAUGAUUUUUGUGUCCUGUUUAAGAAAACUUCCCAGAGGUCUGGAAAAUAUUGUUACCUCUUCUAAGUUUUACUUUCACAUUAGAUCUAUAAUCCACCUGGAAUUGAUUUUUGUAAAAGUUGUAAGGUUAGGGUUGUUUCACUUUUUUCCCUUAUGCUAUUCAGUUGCUCCAGCGCUGUUCAUUGAAGACUGCCUUUCUUUGCUAACCUGCAGCACCACUGUGCCAUAAGUCAAGGGUCUGUGUAUGGAUGGAUCGCUUUCUAGAUUCUAUUUUGUUUCAUUAAUUUAUCCUUUUGCCAGUAAUAGAUUUUAGCCUAUACUGCCACUGGAUAAUUAUUUAGGUCUUCCUUAUUUUAAUAUUUAGGUCUUUAAUUUCUCCUAUAAUAUUUUAUAGUUUUGUGUAGAGAUAUUUUGCAUCUCUGUUAGAUUUAGUCCUAGGGAGUUAAUUUUUUUUAUGUUAUUAAAAUGUUAACUUUGUGUUGUUAUUUUGUUACUUGCUGAUAAAAGUACAGUUGAUUUUAGUACAGUGGGGCCUUGACUUAUGAGUGUCCCGACUAACGAGUUUUUUGAGAUACCAGCUGUCUCUCGGCCGAUUUUUUGCAUUGAGUUGAUAGAGUAAUUUGAGUUAAUGAGCUCCUUAACGAACUCGGUCUCGGAACGAAUUAAACUCGUAAGUCAAGGCCCCACUGUAUAUCGACCUAGUAUCUAGCAAUCAUGUUAAGGUCACUUAUACAAAUAACUUUUUAGAUUCUUUUUUAUUUUCUAUGUAUGCAAUCAUGUCACCGUAAAUAAUGAACUUUAAUGUUUUCUUCUCAAUCUUUGAGCCUUCUUCUUCUUGCCUUAUACUGGUUAGGACAACAGCUAGAACAGUGCUCAGUAGAAGCAUCAAUAGUGACUAACCUCAGCUCUUUCCUGAUCUCAGAGGGAAAGUUUCACCUGCUCACUGUAAUGUAUCAUGCUUUGGCACAGAUACCCUUUAUCAUGUUACUUCCCUUGGAUGCCUAUUUCCUACGAGCCCUUACUAUGAAUGGGUAUUAAAUUUUAUCAAAUGCUCUUUUUGUAUAGAUUGAGAAGGUUGUUUUCUUUUAUUCUGUUAAUGCAGGAAGCAUUUGUAGCUUUUUAAAUAUUAAAACCAUCUGUAUUCCUAGAAUAAACACAACUUGGUGGUUGAGUUAUAUAUUGCAAGAUCUAAUUUGUUAAUGUUUUGUUUAACAUUUUACCAUCUGUGGUCGUGAGAUUGCCAUGUAACUUCCUUUUGUUUUUGUAUUAUCAAUUUUAGUAUCAUGAAUAUUCUACCCUAAUAAAACGAAUUGAAAAGUGUUUCUUUUUUUACUGUUCUCUAGAAGACUUUGUUUAAGGCUGAUGUUAUUUCUUCCUUAAAUGUUAGGUAGAAUUCUCCAGUUAGGCCAUUUGGUCUAGAGUUUUCUUUCGGGAAAAAUUUAAUUAUGGACUCAGUUUCUUUAAUCUGUAUGGGACUGUUCUGAGUACUUCUUGUGUCACUUUUGAUAAAUUGUAUUUUUAAUGAAUUUGUCCAUUUUGCCUACAUUUUCAAACUUAUUGGCAAAAAAAAUUGUUCAUACUACCCACUUAUGCGUUUUGCAACAUCUGUUAUACUGUAUAGUAACGUUCUGUUUUUCAUUCCUGCUAUUGGUUAUUUGUGCCUGUUCUUAUUUGCUCUCAUUCUUAUUAUUUUGCCAGGGCUUACUAAUGUUAUAAAUCAUUUCAGAGAAUGAAUAUGGACCUACUUAAUCUUUUAUGUUUCAUUGGUUUCUGCUUUUAUGUUUAUUUUCUUCUUGUUUCUUUAGGUUUAAUUGAUGUUCUUUUUAUAACUUCUUGAAUUGGGGAAUUCCUAAGUUUUUGGAAGCUUACCUCAUUGUACCCUUUCUUUUCUGUUUUUUAAAUAUAUGUGUUUAGGCUAUAAUUUUCUCUCUAAGCAUGAUUUUUAGCUGCAUUCCACAAAUUUUAAUAUAUAAUACUCCAUUGUGUUCAAAGUAUCUACUAAAGUCCAUGUAAUUUCUUUUACCCAAAUAUUAUUUGGAAGUGUAUUUCCUAAUUUCCAAAUAUACGAUAAUUAUCUAAUUAUUUGCUAAUGAUUUCUAGCUUGGUGAAAGAAUAUUCUCUUACAUUUUUUGGAUCUUCUUUCAUGGCUCAACAUCCAAUCUUUUUGUAAAUAUUUGAUGUGUAUUUGAGAAGAAUGUGAAUUCUGCCAUUCUUGAUGCUAAUGUUCUGUGUACAUCCAUUAGGUGAGGUUUCUUAUUGUGUAGCUCAAAUUGUCUGUAUCAUUAUCGAUAUUUGUUUUCUUGUACUAUUAGUGACUGAAAGUCUCCCAAAAUGAUUGUCAAUUUUUCAGUGUUUCUCUUUAUUCUGUCAAUUUUUGUUUUAUCUAUUUUGAGGCUAUGUUAUUAGUUUUAUACAAAUAUAGAAUUCUUAUUAUCUGUCUGAUA
This is a messenger RNA of Myotis myotis, 7585 nucleotides long. RefSeq names its product ADP-ribose/CDP-alcohol diphosphatase, manganese dependent (gene ADPRM). Gene Ontology annotation, molecular function: manganese ion binding; 2',3'-cyclic-nucleotide 2'-phosphodiesterase activity; CDP-glycerol diphosphatase activity. The record is from RefSeq and is a predicted model, not a curated record. Bases 107 to 1225 code for a protein of 372 amino acids. Lineage: Eukaryota; Metazoa; Chordata; Mammalia; Chiroptera; Vespertilionidae. The transcript has 5 exons.